Messenger RNA from Pocillopora verrucosa, 513 nucleotides. RefSeq lists its product as uncharacterized. NCBI's taxonomy places the organism in Eukaryota, Metazoa, Cnidaria, Anthozoa, Scleractinia, Pocilloporidae. The record is from RefSeq and is a predicted model, not a curated record.
ACGGUGUGAGACACAUUGCAAAUCAGUCGAGUGAAGAACUCAAGAUGAAUUAUCAACUACUUCUUUUGAUCCUCGGUGCUUCAGUGGCUUUGGCAGAAUUGCAAAUGGACUUUCCAAGACCUCCGAGACAAUGCCAAACAGAGUAUGACAACUGCAUCAGUAACGCAGGAAAAAAGCCAUGUGGAAAGGUUUCCUGUGAAGUCGACGCUAUCAAGUGCGCCAGGAAAAAUUUGCCUUCACCACCAUCCAAUCCAAGUUGCAAAAAGUUCUUCAAUUGUGUCGACCAGGCUAAUAAUUGCAAGGCGCAGGGAAGUUGCCUUGUUCUCUUGGAAGCGUGCAAAGGCGACAUGAACCAAUCCAAACGGGAAUCGAACAAACUUCGCCCGUCGGGAGGGCCAGUUCCGGCUAAAUGAAGAAAAGUCCAGUCCGAGAGUGCAUAGUUUCGAGUCUUGGAUAAAAUGUAGCUAUUAUGAAUGAUGGUGUCAGGCGAAAUAAAGCACUGAAAUAAAUCAA